Messenger RNA from Loxodonta africana (African savanna elephant), 3053 nucleotides. RefSeq names its product RNA pseudouridine synthase domain containing 2 (gene RPUSD2). Lineage: Eukaryota; Metazoa; Chordata; Mammalia; Proboscidea; Elephantidae. Gene Ontology annotation, biological process: enzyme-directed rRNA pseudouridine synthesis. The transcript is spliced from 3 exons. Bases 50 to 1657 code for a protein of 535 amino acids. Gene Ontology annotation, molecular function: RNA binding; pseudouridine synthase activity. The record is from RefSeq and is a predicted model, not a curated record.
CCGAGUGACGUCUUCAGAUGGCGACCCAGGAGCGGUGGCCGAGGGGAUUAUGAGGCUGGCUGGCCGCCAGUGGCUCCCUUUUCUUUUCCAAUGGCGUUUUGCGCUUCGGCGUCCCAGGUUUACCAGGACGUGGGCUAGUUGGAAGGACCCAAUGGCAGAAACACUCGCGAUUGGGGCCGAAGUAGCGGGAGGGCUGAAGGCUCCAGCUCAGCAGAACGGAGACGCGGGGAGCCAGGAGCCGUCGGGCCCUGGAGUGGAGCCGGCCCCGGAGAGUGGGGAGCAAGCCCUGGCUGCAACCCCGGGCCCAGACAAGCGAAAAAAGCGGCGAGGCGCGACUGGGGAGCGUAUCGUGCCGCCCCCGAAGAAACGGCGGGCUGGGGUGAGCUUCGGCGACGAGCACUUUGCGGAGACCAGCUAUUAUUUCGAGGGUGGCCUGCGCAAGGUGCGCCCCUAUUACUUUGACUUCCAGACCUACUGCAAAGGCCGCUGGGUGGGCCGCAGCUUGCUGGACGUCUUCAGCACCGAGUUCCGAGCGCAUCCCCUGGCCUACUACGAGGCCGCCGUCCGUGCGGGGCGCCUGCGCCUCAACGAGGAGCGGGUCCAGGAUCUCAGCAUCGUGCUCAAGGACAAUGACUUCUUGCGGAACACAGUGCAUAGGCACGAGCCACCAGUCACAGCAGAGCCUGUCCGCCUGCUAGCCGAGAAUGAAGAUGUGGUAGUUGUGGACAAGCCUUCCUCCAUUCCUGUCCACCCCUGUGGCCGCUUUCGACACAAUACGGUCAUCUUCAUCCUUGGCAAAGAGCACCAACUACAAGAGCUACACCCAUUGCAUCGGCUCGACCGCCUUACCUCAGGGGUGCUCAUGUUUGCCAAGACAGCUGCUGUCUCCGAGAGAAUUCAUGAGCAGGUUCGGGACCGGCAGUUGGAGAAGGAGUAUGUGUGCCGGGUGGAGGGGGAGUUUCCCGCUGAGAAAGUGACCUGCAAGGAGCCCAUCCUCGUGGUGUCUUACAAGGUGGGGGUGUGCCGUGUGGAUCCCCGGGGCAAGCCCUGUGAGACAGUGUUCCAGAGGCUGAGCUAUAAUGGCCACUCCAGUGUGGUGCGGUGUCAGCCUCUCACAGGCCGCACCCACCAGAUCCGAGUCCACCUCCAGUUCCUGGGCCACCCCAUCCUCAACGACCCUAUCUAUAACUCAGUCUCGUGGGGCCCCUCCCGCGGUCGGGGCGGCCACAUUUCCAAGACAGAUGAGGAACUGCUACGGGACCUGGUGGCAGAACACCAGGCCAAACAGAGCCUGGAUGUGUUGGAGCUCUGUGAGGGCGACCUGUCCUCGGGACUCACAGAUUCUACAGCCCGCUCCUCAGAGCUGGGCAAGAGCGGCCUGGAAGAAUUGGCUAAGGCUGCUCAGAAGAUGGAUAGAGCCCGUGAGGCAGCCCAUCAGGAUCUGGGCACGUUGGCCUUGGCACCAGGGGAUGCAGCUGAAGCAGAUGUUGUGAAUCAGGAGACAGACCCCCUGUGCGAGGAGUGCCGGUUGGUGCGCCAGGACCCCUUGCCCCAGGACCUUGUGAUGUUCCUGCAUGCCCUGCGCUAUAAAGGGCCGGACUUUGAAUACUCUUCACCCAUGCCUGCCUGGGCACAGGAUGACUGGCAAGAGAGCUGAGAGCUGUGGCCCGUGGAGGGGUUGCUUCUAGGGUUGGGGCAGAGAUAGGGCACAGGGCAAAGGCUGACUCCACAGGAUGGUACUCAGGGUCUCUGUAAGAGGGAGGUUGGGCCCGUACUACCUCCUUUGUUCCAGCCGGAGUUUGGGGAUUUUUGUGGUUUGUAAAUACAUUCCUUCUUUUUAACACCUCACGUGUCUGGUUUUCUUACAGCUUGUUCCUUUUUUGUUAAUUGAGGUAAAAUUCACAUAGCAUAAAAUUAAUCAUUUUAAAGCGAACAAUUCAAUGGCAUUUAGUACAUUCACAAUGUUGUCCAACCACUACAUCUGUCCAGUUCCAAAACUUUCUCAUCACCCCAAAAGGAAAUGCACAUCCAUCAGGCUUUCACUCACCGGUCCCUUCCUGCUGGCUCUGGCAACCACUAAUCUGCUUUCUGUUUCCAUGGAUUUGCCUAUUCUGGACGCUUCAUGUAAAGAGUCAUACAAUAGGUGGCCAUUUGUGUCUGGCUUCUUUCAUUUAGCAUGAUGAUUUUAAGGUUUGUCCAUGUUGUAGCAUGCGUCAGUACUUCACUAUGGCGGAAUAAUGUUCCUUUGUAUGGAUAUAAUUUUGUUUAUCCAUUCAUCAGUCGAUGGACAUUUGGGUUGUUAAAACCUUUUGACCUACAACUGGUGACUGCCCUGACAGGGAACACAACAGAGAACCCCUGAGGGAACAGGAGAGCAGUGGGAUGCAGACCCCAAAUUCUCGUACAAAGACCAGACUUAAUGGUCUCACUGAGACUGGAAGGACCCCAGUGGUCAUGGCCCCCAGACCUUCUGUUGGCCCAGGACAGGAACCAUUCCCAAAGCCAACCCUUCAGACAGGGAUCGGACUGGGCCGUGGGUUGGAGAGGGAUGCUGGUGAGGAGUGAGCUUCUUGGAUUAGGUGAGACUAUGUUGGCAUCUCCUGCCUGGAGGGUAGAUGAGAGGGUAGAGGGGGUUAGAAGCUGGCGAAGUGGAUACGAAAAGAGAGUGGAGGGAGGGACCGGACUGUAUCAUAAGGGGGAGAGUAACUGGGAGUAUGUAGCAAGGCAUAUAUGGGUUUUUGUGUGAGAGACUGACUUGAUUUGUAAACUUUCACUUAAAGCACAAAAAAAAAAAAAAAACUUUUUACCAUUAUGAACAAUGCUACUAUGAACAUUGGUGCACAAAUUUUUGUUUGAAUACCUGUUUUUAAUUCUUCUGGGUUUAUACGUAGGAGUAGAAUUGCUGGGUCAUGUGGUAAUUCUAUGUUUUAACUUUUUGCAGACUCGCCAAACCGUUAACAGUAAUAGCACCAUUUUACAUUCCUAACAGCAGUAUACAAAUGUUUCCAUUUUUACACAUCCUUGCCAACACUUGUUAUUUUCCAUAUUUUUUA